CAAUUUUUAGCCUUCUUCAUUAGAAAUUUACAUAUCAUGAGACGCAGUAUACCGUUGCUGUCUUUGUUCAUUUUGAUUUCGGCUUUCACUGUGUUUUCAACUCUACGAUGGAAUUUCGUGGUACGACAGAUGAGAGUUCCUGGACCAUGGAUCCCAACUGAAGGCAACAGUUUAGGUGCUGGUUUCCUACCUUUGGCUUGGUCACCGAAAAAUCCAAAUCUUGAAAAAAUUAUGAAUUAUGUUAACGCAGAAACUGGUUUAGAACUCGCUUCAUUCCCAAAUUCGAAUGAAUUAGUUAAAUUCAUAGGUAAUCGAAGCGCGACUAUGUUAAAUGCUGCUGGAAUACAAUUCGAUGAUAAUUUAGCAGGCGAUGUAGCGUUAGGACCAGAGAUUCACGUUCGUUUCAGGUAGCUGUAUUUAUUUAUUUGUAGAUAUCUGGUUUGCGUUUUAAUUAUUUUAUAGAUAAAUCAUUGAAACCCGCAAGCCGAUCCAUCCGAUCAACUAGAAUGGGUCUAGGUCUACCUCUACUCCUCCUAACUCCCGUUUCUGCCUCUAAUAUGUCUCUGACUGGACCUUCCUGCC
Agrilus planipennis (emerald ash borer) is the source of this 582-nucleotide messenger RNA. RefSeq lists its product as uncharacterized. Lineage: Eukaryota; Metazoa; Arthropoda; Insecta; Coleoptera; Buprestidae. Bases 37 to 411 code for a protein of 124 amino acids. The transcript is spliced from 2 exons. The record is from RefSeq and is a predicted model, not a curated record.